AUGGUGGCUUUCGCUCGCGCUGCGCUGUCUUCGCAGCUAUCCGCCGUCGCCCGUCCAGUCUCGUUAUGCCGACGCAUCCACUCGUCUCACUUCAGAUCAGCUGUUGCACACCCAAUCACUGCUCACGGCCCUCCUCCUAAAGCCCCAGAGCUCAAGGAAAAGUCAAAACCGAAGGAGGCGGAGCUCCCAGCCCCCGAGGGUGAAGGAUCGCGAUACAACCUCACCGCUGCGUUGAGGAAGCGGUUUUGGAAAGAUGUCCAUGUGCAUGGAAAGUCAGACGAAUAUCAAGUCCUGCUGGACAAGCGACCCGUCCGAACCCCGACGAAAGAAGUCCUGACUAUUCCCUCCACAAAGCCCCACCUCGCCCACGCUAUUGCACUGGAGUGGGAUGUGAUGGCCUCCGCCCAGGAGGCUCUUAAAAGCCACCUCAUCCCUAUGACCUCCCUCGCAGCCCGCGCCACCGAUAUCGCCCGUGAAGAUGCCGAGGGCAAAAACACCACCAGAAAACAGAUUCUCACAACCGCCAUGCGUUACCUAGAUACGGAUACCCUACUCUGCUGGGAGCCCGAGCGAGAAAUGCACGUGCUGGAGCGGACGGCGGCCGAUGGAACGCCCAUCGAGAGUCUUCGCCAGAUUCAAACGAGAAUUGCCGGCAACGUCAUGAGCUUUUUGUCCACUAAGGUCUGGCCUGGCCUUGAAAUCAUCCCUAUCCUCGACGCCAAUAGCAUUCUUCCUCUCGCCCAGCCGAAGGGUACGAAAGACAGUAUCGGCACUUGGGUUUCGGGACUGUCUGCGUAUGAUCUGGCCGGUCUGGAGCGCGCAAUCAUUGCUUCCAAGAGUCUUCUCAUUGCGGUGCGCCUGGUGGUGGAAUGGAGUGAGAACUUCCGCCAUCUUCAGCGACCUGAGACGAAGAGGUUCGGUAUCGAGGAGGCGGCUGAGGCGUCGAGUCUGGAGGUGACCUGGCAGACUAACCAAUGGGGCGAGGUAGAGGAUACCCACGAUGUUGGCAAGGAAGACUUGAAGCGACAGUUGGGUAGUGUUGUGAUCUUGGUUAGUGGAGAGACUCGGUAA
Messenger RNA from Penicillium roqueforti, 1071 nucleotides. RefSeq names its product ATP synthase complex assembly protein ATP12. The record is from RefSeq and is a predicted model, not a curated record. Lineage: Eukaryota; Fungi; Ascomycota; Eurotiomycetes; Eurotiales; Aspergillaceae. Bases 1 to 1071 code for a protein of 356 amino acids. Gene Ontology annotation, biological process: mitochondrial proton-transporting ATP synthase complex assembly. Gene Ontology annotation, cellular component: mitochondrion. The transcript has 2 exons.